GGAGAAUCCUCUUAACAAAGUAAUCUCUUACCAUCUGCUCCAAUCAUCUACCAGUGUUCAGUGUUCACCUGCAUUUAUUUUGCAUGUGGUCUUCUCCGGAGUGAACCAUGCUAGUGUCUCCUCAGGCAGAGAGGAACUGGGAGAGUUUGGCUGCAGUACUGGAGGAUGUGCUGGAGGAGCAAUCUCACAGGAAACUUUUCGCCUUGGAACUGGGAUCUGGCACAGGGCAGCAUGUCAUACGCUUCGCCCAGAAAAUGCCCUUUGUGACCUGGCAACCCUCAGAUAUCAAAGAAGAAUCACGAGACAGUAUUAAGGCAUACAUUGCUGCCACCAAUGCAAAGACUGUGCUCCAACCAGUGCACCUUGAUGCCAGUGAUCCCUGGGAGAAAUGGGGAAACCUUUCUGCAAAUUCUUGUGAUGUUAUUAUCGCCAUAAACCUACUGCAGUACAGCUCCUUCAAAACAGCACAGGGUGUUUUCACUGGAGCAGGUCAGGUCCUCAAACAAAAUGGUCUUCUGAUAAUAUAUGGGGUCUAUGCAAUAAACGGAACAAUUACACCAAGCUGUAAUGAACAUCUGGAUGAAGAGAUAAGAAAGCUGAAUCCAGAGUGGGGCCUUCCAGAUAUUGAUGUGCUAAGGCAGAUAGCAUAUGGAAAUGGACUGCGAAUGGAGAGAAUAAUUGAGAUGGAGGAUCACUAUAAAUGUCUAAUCUUCCGGAAACUUUAG
This is a messenger RNA of Periophthalmus magnuspinnatus, 725 nucleotides long. Its product is annotated as methyltransferase-like 26 B. The transcript is spliced from 6 exons. Bases 108 to 725 code for a protein of 205 amino acids. Lineage: Eukaryota; Metazoa; Chordata; Actinopteri; Gobiiformes; Gobiidae. The record is from RefSeq and is a predicted model, not a curated record.